AACUUGUUUCAGGGAAUUGGGGGGGAUGGGGGAAUUGCAGCUGCGGUGCCGCUUUAAAUACCCCAAGGACAAAACGAGGUCAGCGCGCGCUGCAGAAGCAAUUACUGCCACAUGAACGGUUACGACUUUAUGCUAAACUCAAAAUCUUGCGUCUUACUGUGGCUAUACGCGCCUCGAAGCAUUACACAAAACGACUGAUGUAUCAUCGUAAUCUAUGAAAACCGUCACCUAGAGCGAGAGAGCGGGUCUAGGCGAUUCAACCUCAUUUUGGACAGAAACACGUAUGUAGGUCAGAACUGGUAGAAAAAGAGAAAAAAAAAUCAGGAAGACGUUAGGUAAAGGUAGACAGGUCACACAAACCCACCAAGAGUUUUCCAAGCGUGUGCAAGGGAAGAAGUCAGGAAAUUCCAUUGUAAGAAAAAGGGAGGGCGCGCUGCGAGCAAGCAACAUUAAUAAUUGAUUGCUCUCUUUUCUGUCAGGACGUGGGACGUUUCAGAAGGUAGAACUCCAUGUGAUCUGAGUUCCUUCAUCAGCAGCUGCAGUUCCCUUCACAAACACUCGCGUAGCCGCUGUGCAGCAAGAAACAAGGACGUCCUUUAAGCCUGGGAAAAAAAACAGGGAUGCGCCGAGCGAUCAGCUAAAUAUCCCCACCUACUAUUGCGUGAACUUCAUUUUGGAGGGUUAAAUCGUCUCUCUAAAAGAUACAAGCCGCCGGGACAGAUCUGGCACCAAAGGACUACUUCAGUUGUUCGAUCUGAAUGUAACAUCGUGAAGAAACGAACGGCAGGAACUAAAAGCCAUCGCCAUGGAUUUUGUUAUGAAACAAGCACUGGGUGGGGCCACCAAAGACAUGGGGAAGAUGCUGGGAGGAGAGGAAGAGAAGGACCCGGAUGCUGAAAAAAAGGAGGAGGAAAGACAAGAAGCUCUCAGACAACAGGAGGAAGAGAGAAAGGCCAAAUACGCCAAAAUGGAAGCAGAGAGAGAAUCAAUGCGACAGGGCAUCAGGGAUAAGUACGGCAUCAAGAAGAAGGAGGAGCGGGAGGCCGAGGCCCAGGCGGCCAUGGAGCAGCCGGCCGAAGGCAGCCUCACCCGCCCCAAGAAGGCCGUCCCUGCCGGCUGCGGGGACGAGGAGGAGGAGGACGAGAGCAUCAUGGACACGGUCAUGAAAUACCUACCAGGUCCCCUUCAAGACAUGUUCAAUAAAAAGUAACACGGCUGGCUAUGUUUGAUUGUUACCCUUUAGUUUAUAUCGCAAAAUUCACCGCCCCCCUCCCCCAACACCCUCUUCCCCUUCACCUCCCUCCCCAGAGACUUAGAAUAUAGUCCAAAAUUAACCACAUUUAAUCUGUUUUAUUUGUAAA
Molecule: messenger RNA, 1361 nt
Organism: Megalops cyprinoides (Indo-Pacific tarpon)
Lineage: Eukaryota; Metazoa; Chordata; Actinopteri; Elopiformes; Megalopidae
Product: complexin-1
Exons: 4
Coding region: 806-1210 (134 amino acids)
Biological process (GO): regulation of neurotransmitter secretion; neurotransmitter transport; synaptic vesicle exocytosis
Cellular component (GO): SNARE complex; terminal bouton
Molecular function (GO): syntaxin binding
Source: RefSeq, a predicted model, not a curated record